GGAAUAUGGUGGCGAAGUGAUAGUAGUACUCAUUCAUUUAUAGAUAUAUAUGUAUAAAUAUAUUUAUUUUUAGAAGGAAAACUGUCUUACAUUAGCGGUUGGAAAUUAAGAAAUACUGUACGAUGGAGUGCUUAGUAAUUUGCUGCCAAAAGAGCCAUGAUCCAAUACCCCUUCCAGAUGGAGAGAGUGUAUUACUUGGCAGAGGCCCUCUGACCCAAAUUACAGACAAGAAAUGCUCCAGAAAUCAAGUUCAGCUCACAGCAAAUUAUGUAAAAAAGGAAGUGCUUGUUACUCAGCUGGGUAACAAUUCAAGUUCUGUUGGAGGAGCGAGUCUUAGCAAAGGAGACUCAACAUCUCUUGGUCCUGGAGGAACUUUCUGUCUUCUUGGAGACAAGUACUCUCACUUCAUCUAUUUCAGUCAACUUCAAUCAUCUGAAAGAGAUAAAAAUGAUGAUGAACCUAAAGCCAAGAAAGUUUGUUUUGAUACUUUAAGUGAUUCAGAUGAUAAUCUCACAUCUGAAGACCUAGAGGACAUACGCCGUGAAUUUGGCCAAGAGAUGGUGGAAAAGAUACGACCACAAAACAACAAAAAAGUUGAUCUUUUAAAAGGGGAUCUAGAUUCUUGUAAUUUGAGGGAGUCAUGGAAGGAUAUUGGAGGGGAGCUAAUUGUUUUUACCUGUAGAGGGAUGGAAGCAAGUUCUAAGAUUGCUGGUUUUGACUUGGAUGGAACACUUAUCACCACUCAGUCUGGGAAGGUGUUUCCUACCUCAAUAACAGAUUGGCAAAUACUAUGUCCAGAAGUUGUUCCAAAACUGAAAGAUCUUUGGCAUAAUGGAUACAAGGUUGUCAUUUUUACAAACCAGCUUGGCAUUUCCAAAAAGCAGUUAAAGGUAGCAGACUUUAAGUCUAAGAUUGAGCAGAUCAUUAAUUACCUCAAAGUACCUGUACAGGUUUUAAUUGCAACAGGAAAUAGUGUCUACCGCAAGCCGCUCACUGGAAUGUGGAAGCACUUAAUCACACAGGCCAAUGAUGAUGUUACUGUAGAUGAAAAGGACAGUUUCUUUGUUGGUGAUGCAGCUGGGCGACCAGCUGGCUGGGAGCCAGGAAAGAAGAAGGAUUUCUCUUGCAAUGAUAGAUUGUUUGCAGAAAACAUUGGAACACAGUUCCACACUCCAGAAGAAUUCUUCCUAAAGUAUAAGCCAUCACCAUUUGAAUGGCCAAAAUUUCUACCGAAAAAUCUAGAUGCUAAUGGAUCUUUAUUAAAUCCAUCAAAUGCAAAGUUGAAGUCAGAAGGUCAAGAGCUAAUUGUUAUGGUCGGAUAUCCCGCAUCUGGGAAAACCACCUUUGUUCAAGAUUAUCUUCUACCGCUGGGUUACGUCCAAAUAAACAGGGAUAUCCUAGGUACAUGGCAGAAGUGUGUUUCUGCUUGCAAGGAUGCAUUGUUAUCGGGUAAAAGAGUAGUAGUGGACAACACAAGUCCAACAAGGGAAGCAAGAAAGAGGUCUUCGUACGAAGAACCACGUUGCGAAGAAGGCUUUGAAGAGAUUGUUAAAGUAAACUUUGUACCAAGGUUUAAAGACGAUCGCGUGAAAGAAUUGUACAUGCAGUUUCAUAACUGAGUUUCAAGUCAAAGUGACCAGGGAGAGUCACAUAAUUCAAAAACUGAGUGCGUGGCUAACAUGUAGGGUUGAGUACGCAUACCUAGCGAAUCAUCUCAGCAGCGCACUUUUACCUAUGACUUUUCUGUCAACACAUGGACCUUUCAGUGGUUGCAAGAGAUUACAAACUGAUCUCUUGGUGGUAGUUCAUGGCGUAUUUCUAACGACUUUCGGCUGAUUUCCCUGGCUUUUCACUGUUUUUCCUUUUGGUAAAAAUCACGAGGCGAAAAAGGGAAGUAAAGGUUACUUUAUCAAAACA
Pocillopora damicornis (cauliflower coral) is the source of this 1917-nucleotide messenger RNA. Its product is annotated as bifunctional polynucleotide phosphatase/kinase. The record is from RefSeq and is a predicted model, not a curated record. Gene Ontology annotation, cellular component: nucleus. Lineage: Eukaryota; Metazoa; Cnidaria; Anthozoa; Scleractinia; Pocilloporidae. Gene Ontology annotation, molecular function: protein binding; ATP-dependent polydeoxyribonucleotide 5'-hydroxyl-kinase activity; double-stranded DNA binding. Gene Ontology annotation, biological process: DNA repair.